GAAGACUUCUAGGAAAUUCUAUUUUGGGAACAGCCACUGUAACCCUUCCAAAAACGCGUCCUUAGAAAUGAUAAAUAUCCCCCUGUUCUCGGUUCUAACUUGCGAUAGCCCACCCACGGAUCACUCGCUACGCCGCCAUGGACAUAAUCUACACGCCAAACCUCCUGGACCGCUUCGCUCGACCAUACGCUGUGCAAGAUUUCUGGCGCUUUGCAAUGACACAUCGCACAGAAGCGAGAAUCGUUGAAUGCCGACUGUAUUAUAUCCCUUCUCGAAAAUCAUCCUAUCAUGAGUUCCUUCUUGCCCACGUUGAGGAUAGUCAAGGGAGACUCGUGGUCAUCAUCCAGCGCAGCUCCAGCAACAAUGGGAUACGAGCAAUGUCGUCGGAUGGUGGACUUGCAAGAGAUACUAUCGCGUUCGUGCCAGCCAUGGGGUACCACGAGUACUGGCAAAGCCCCAGUGCACGUCCAAUGUGCAGGGGUACACUUCGAUGGCACCAUCCCCUACCCCAUCUCUCGAGUAUCGCAUUAUUCGCAAACGUUGCAUCCACCAACUUUACAUACUACAAUCUCUACAUUCGCCAGUGCUACUGGUAUGCCAGAAUCAUCCAAGCUGCUAUGGAAAGAGCAUUCCCGUCUUGCUCCAGCGAGGGCACUACGUCGUCCUCAAGUAGAAUGUUUCCAAUACUCGGAAACUACAGCCCGUCACAACUUCAGCACCUCAUUAACCAACAUAGUAGUCACUUCUGCACUUUACCGCCCACCGAGGUCGAACAACAUGCCCCUCGCCUAACCACUCCAUAUAUUCUGCACGGUUUAGCUGCAUCUACAGUCACCCCUCCUGGAUGGUUCAUAUGGCAAGAGGUUGUCUUUACAAAUGCAUACGGAAACCGCAUAGCAGGAGGAAUGCGGCCAGUAUAUGGGGUCUUUUGGGGUGGAUAGCGAUUAACAGUGGAUGUACGACUUGGAUUAUGGCACUGCGAUGGACACGGCGGCCACACGGCAGGGAUGGUCCCAGUAUAUGGGAUGUUUGCAGGUGGGUAGCGACUGACUAUGGUUUCACGGUUUGGUGUCAGUCGAUACCCGCAGCUGGGUUGGCCGCCCACCCUUUCGUUUCUUCAUUUCCAAUGGAUCUUU
This is a messenger RNA of Pisolithus orientalis, 1136 nucleotides long. RefSeq lists its product as uncharacterized. Bases 138 to 941 code for a protein of 267 amino acids. The record is from RefSeq and is a predicted model, not a curated record. The transcript is spliced from 3 exons. NCBI's taxonomy places the organism in Eukaryota, Fungi, Basidiomycota, Agaricomycetes, Boletales, Pisolithaceae.